Dovyalis caffra is the source of this 1614-nucleotide messenger RNA. The record is from the annotation of a GenBank genome assembly. Lineage: Eukaryota; Viridiplantae; Streptophyta; Magnoliopsida; Malpighiales; Salicaceae.
AUGGAUAGGGAUUCACAAAGAACAUCACAGGAUGUGCCUCUGUCCGCUGCUCAUGUCCAUGUUAAUGGUGGUUUUUUAGCUGACCAUUCUACCAACUCAGCAGUAUGUGCUCUGUGCCGAAGAAUUCUAGUACCCGAUAAUGAUGAUCUUGAGACUAUCAGUAUAUGUGGGGACUGUAAAUUUUUGCUGCUUGAAGAUCUUGAGACCCCCUUUCGAGACUCUCAUCGGAGGAGGCCUCACAGAGGAAGAAGAACCAGGUACAGCAGCUCUGACUCGAUUGACAACCAUUUCUCACAACAAUUUUCUCAGGUGAUUAAUUUGGCUAGGCAAAACCAGUCCACUUUCUAUGGAAAUGAAGAUCGAUCUAUAGAUGGUGAUAGUUCUGCUAGGUUGUUACAGCGUAUGAGCUCUCACACGACUCCAAGUAGUUCUAGAAGAUGGCAGCGUCUUUUUCAGAUUCUGAAAGUGAGGGUUUUGAUAAUGUGGAUUCUCUUUACGGGGAGAGUGAAAGUAAUUUCAGAUCCAGUAGAUAUGUUUAUUCAAGCAGAUGAGGGAAGCAAUUUUGACAGUGAUACUGACAUCGAUCCAAUGCAUGCUGGUCUCCACCAAUGGAACUCUGAUGACCUGGAAGAGGAAGAGGAUGAAGAAGACGGUGAAUGGGAAGAGGCUGAUAUUGAGGAAGACACAAAUGAAUCCAUAGAAGCUGGAGCUCGUCUUCAUAAUUUGUUUAUUUCAGGUCCUAUUGAAGGUAAUGGCCCUGUUAGUUGGCGCAGGCAGUUUCAUUCACCGGAAUUUGAGGACCUGAGUCGCUGGAGAACCAGACAAAUUAGACAAGCCCAUAACCAUGACUUCUUCACUAACUUGGAAGAAUCAGAAUUACCACAACAUAUAGGGAAUUCUGAGUUGGGAGAUUAUGCAACAGGCUUUGGGGAUUUGCUUGAAGCUCUUGCUCAUUCUGAAAUUGGAAGGAGAGGAGCACCUCCUGCAGCUCUGUCAUUUGUGAACAAUCUACCAUGUAUAAUCAUCAAUGAGGAACAUGAGAAGCAUGAUGGUUUAGUUUGUGCAAUCUGCAAGGAUCUUUUGCCAAUUGGCACUGAAGUUAACCAGCUUCCCUGCCUUCACCUAUACCACCCUUCCUGCAUAUUGCCAUGGCUGAGUGCGCGAAAUUCAUGCCCUCUCUGUAGGUAUGAAUUUCCAACUGAUGACCAAGACUAUGAGGAGGGUAAACGAAACGCUGGUACCAGAACGGAGAUCCAUGGUAUUCAGCAGCAGGAAGUUAGUGAGGACAGUUCCUCUGAUGUCUCAGAUGAACCUCUUGAACAUGGUCAACGCAGCAGGGAACUCCUAGAUGUGGGUCCGCUCUUAAGCAGCUCUGGCGGAGAGGGCAGUAGAAGGAGAUGGUUUUUGCUUGCGGCUGCUCCCCUUGUUAGCCUUUUGGGUAUUGUCCUUGUGAUGUGGUGGGGCAAUCCUCAACGAAGACGAGCAAAUAGUCAUUGCAACUUACAUGAGAGAGGCCUGCGUCGGAUUCAAGUUUCUGGCUCUUCCCACCCCAACCAACGGGGUAAUGGGAGGAGAAGAUGGUGGUCUUUUUUUGAGGAGAUUUCGUUGAACUAA